AAAGAUCGACAACACGUCUUUCAGAUCCAACGUCUUAUUGGCUGGUUCUAACAGAAUUCUCCAAUAUACCGUAUCGAAGUGAAGUGUGCCAAAUUGCGGCGAAUUGUGCGGUUAAAAGAAAAACGCCGAUUUACUACACAUGUAUGAUCGAUCUAUUAUACCUAUGUGGCGUACUCAAGGCCACUCGAAUAGUUGCGUUCGAAAUUGUUUUGGAGGCUCAAGAAUCGAGCGCAAUGUCACGUGCGUCAUGGCGUCCAGCCUGCUACGAACUUGUGGAUUGCUACGAAGCGCGAGGAGAACGCCGCGCUUCGGCACGACUAGCCGAAUUUACACGAAGACAAGCGCGUUUCCAAGGACCAAAGGAAUCAGACGGAUCUCAAAAGUAUGCGCUGGCAUCGGCAUCGGAAUUCUAACCACUUGUGGAUCCUGCCUCUAUUUCCUCGACAAGAGUGUUCUAGCCGUCGGGGAGGAACUCGAAGUUCCAAACUAUCCUUGGUCCUUCAAUGGCCUCCUCGCAUCUUUGGACCAUGCUGCUGUGCGCAGAGGAUGGCAGGUGUACAAAACAAUUUGCAGUACGUGUCACAGUUUACAGUACGUCAGUUAUCGAGACCUGGUGAAUGUGACGCAUACGGAGGAAGAAGCGAAGGCUCUUGCAGCGGAGGUCCAGGUCGAAGACGGUCCGGACGACGAGGGUAAUUACUUUAAAAGACCUGGAAAAUUAUCCGACAAAAUUCCACCACCAUUUCCAAAUGAACAAGCAUCUAGGGCUGCCAAUAACGGAGCCUAUCCAGCCGAUUUAACCUAUCUAGUGAAUGCUAGGAAAAACGGGAUAAAUUACAUUUUCUCGGUGCUGACUGGCUACAUGGAAGCACCGGCUGGAAUAGAAAUCAGAGAAGGGCAAUCCUUCAAUGCCUACUUUCCUGGAGGAUCCGUGACCAUGCCGCAAAUGGUCGUGGACGAUGCGGUACAAUAUGACGACGGUGUAAGGGCCUAUACGUCGCAGCAGGCAAAGGAUGUCGUCGAGUUCCUCGUGUGGACUUCGUCCAUUGAAUUUGAUACACGCAAAGUCAUGAUGCUCAAGGGUUGUGCUAUCUGCCUUUUUCUAUUCGCUAUUGCGUAUCACGUCAAAAGACAGAAGUGGGCCACAAUGAAGACCCGAAAAAUCGCAUACGUGCCAAAACAAAAAUACUAACUGUUAGCCAAGUAGAAUAGUCAUGAGAAGUAUAGGAUUCAUUGAAUUUAACGAAAAUUUUCCUUGACUCAUCAGUCAUGGCGCAUCUGGCGUUAUUCGUUGAUAAAAAGACGUACCAAGUCCCCAUCAAAAUAUAUCGGAUGCUUCGCAUUCGAUUGCAGUUUCGCAACGCGUCCUUGACGUUAUGCCCGAAGCGGACUAAAAAUAGCAUACGGCAACAAACAUUAACGACUCCUUUUAUUUGUCGUUAACUCCGAGAUGAUCGGUGGUUGGCUGAUCUAUUUCCGAGCGGCCAACCAGGCCGUUCAGAUACUUUUACAAUUUAUUUCGAUAUACCCCGU
Cephus cinctus (wheat stem sawfly) is the source of this 1533-nucleotide messenger RNA. RefSeq names its product cytochrome c1-2, heme protein, mitochondrial. The transcript has 2 exons. The record is from RefSeq and is a predicted model, not a curated record. Lineage: Eukaryota; Metazoa; Arthropoda; Insecta; Hymenoptera; Cephidae. Gene Ontology annotation, biological process: mitochondrial electron transport, ubiquinol to cytochrome c. Gene Ontology annotation, molecular function: electron transfer activity; heme binding. Bases 140 to 1192 code for a protein of 350 amino acids.